AGUUGUAGUGUCUCGGUUCAUGUCUCGGUACAUGUAUGGCGGUGUUGCAGACCGGGGAGGAUUGGGAGGCGCUGAAGGGAAUGCCAGUGCGAUGUCGGUAGAGAGCAGCAUGGCCGUCAGUGUUAUACAACAGCUUGAGAUAAAGCCAACUUUGGGUCAUCAACCAUUGAUUCCUCCUAAUACUGAGUUCGCAGGAAAGUACCUCGCAGUUCGGAGACUCGGGUAUGGAACUUUCUCAGAGAUUUACUUGGGUGCUGAGAUUGGCGCUGAUUCAACGGUACCACCUAUUGCACUGAAGGUUGAGAAGCCUCUUCGAUGUGUGCCACGGGUGUUGACCUAUGAGGCUAAAGUUAUGCAGUGGUUAAAGAGACACGACCCUAGUAUAGCGAUACCACAGGUGUAUUUCCUUGGUACGGACAUGGUCAUUGUACCGUGGGGAUCGAACUACCCUACAACAGUAGUGGCUAUGCAGCUGUGUCCAGGAGAGUCUCUGUCGGUUGUGAGGAGGCGUAUUGGGAAGUUCUCGCCGUUCAGCUUGGCGGCACUCGGACGGGGUAUGCUAGAUACCCUACAUCGCAUGCAUAAGCUGGGGUACAUUCAUCGGGACGUUAAGCCUUCGAAUUGGCUCGUGAGCUCCACGCCUGACAGUUCGGAAGGUCCACCACCAAAGCUGGAGUGUUUGCUAAUCGAUUUUGGCCUAGCCAAGCGAGUCGAUGCUACUCACACUGCAGAGGAGGACAAAACACUUUACGCUGCGGAUGACCAACCGCCCCGCACGACCCAAGCGCACUCAUUCCGUGGUACGACAAACUAUGUAUCUCCGGGGGGCGGCCAUUUGACUUACAUCGACGAUUAUUGGAGCCUCGUUUUCGUGUUUCUGGACUUGGCGCUGGGCGGUCUGCCGUGGAAGUCUAUAGAGCAUACCAGUAGUGAAGAACUGAGUAGUUCGGGGGAGCCGUUGACCCAGCGAGAGAAGGUGGCUGAGAUCAAACGGGAUUUGGUCCGAUAUGCGACCUACAGGGCCAAGGAUUCACCAGCCUUGGCGUGCUUUGGUAUGGUUGCCUUAGUGGAUGUGGCAUCGACUCGUGUUAUGUCGAUGGCUGGCUCGGGCGGGGAAGAGGCGGCGGCUAAGGCGGCGGCCACGCUCAUGGACGGCCUCUAUAAAACGAUGGAUGAUAUUCUACUACGACUACUUAAUCGUUUGGGUAGAGGGGCGACUAGCGACCCGGUAGCGGUAGCUGAGCGGGUCCAUGGCGAGCUGAUGGUGCAGAACCCUCUGGCACCUCCUCCACCGGCUGUGCCGAUCCAUCGUUCGAGGAGGUCGACUACGAGUAAUUCAGGCAGCUCUAUGGAAGAUGGAAGCGAACGGUCGAGGGAAGGAUCCCAUGGCCCUCCACCGCUGCCGCCUCCACUGACUAGUCCUAGUGAUCUCACAGAUGACGUCACUCAAGUCCCUGCUAAUACGAUAAUAAAGUGUUUAGCUGAGGACUAUCGAGUGUCGAUGGACGGUCGGCUUGGCCACAUACUGGACCGAGUCAUUACUACUGAUAGAGUGCCUGGCGUGCUACGUCGACAUGAUGUUGAAAUUGAACUUACUGACAAAUUAUCGAGGGAUAACGUCCGCCUUAUGUGUGCUCUAUUCCAAGCUCACGACUUGGGUAGCAUUGGAAAGGUGGAGCUGGAAGACCAUGGACAGCCUCUCUGUCUGUGGUACCUCUUCCGAGGCUCCUGCCCUUUGGGGGAGUCCUGUCCAUUGAAGCAUCCACAGGCAUUACAGUCGAUGCAUGGACCCAAUGAGAUGCACUAG
This is a messenger RNA of Perkinsus marinus ATCC 50983, 1807 nucleotides long. RefSeq lists its product as hypothetical. Bases 20 to 1807 code for a protein of 595 amino acids. Gene Ontology annotation, cellular component: nucleus; cytoplasm. Gene Ontology annotation, biological process: signal transduction; peptidyl-serine phosphorylation. The record is from RefSeq and is a predicted model, not a curated record. Gene Ontology annotation, molecular function: protein serine/threonine kinase activity; ATP binding; metal ion binding. Lineage: Eukaryota; Perkinsozoa; Perkinsida; Perkinsidae. The transcript is spliced from 18 exons.